Messenger RNA from Saccostrea echinata, 1356 nucleotides. RefSeq names its product porimin-like. The transcript is spliced from 2 exons. The record is from RefSeq and is a predicted model, not a curated record. Lineage: Eukaryota; Metazoa; Mollusca; Bivalvia; Ostreida; Ostreidae. Bases 23 to 766 code for a protein of 247 amino acids.
GAGCUUCACACUCACAGCGGAGAUGGCGGUAGGAAUGAGGACACUGGUCCUUGCUCUGUUUCUGUCUUGUGGUGUUUAUGCCUCGACAUUAGAAGAGGCUAAAAAUCUAACCACGAUGUCAACAACAGGCUCUUUUAAUGUAACAACACAGCCGACGACUCACAACUUAACAACUAAAAAUCACAACACAACAACACAAACAACCCCUCAAAAUGUGACUACUGAACCAACAACCCACAACAUGACAACUGAACCCACAACCCGUAUGACAACUGAACCAACAACGCACAAUAUGACAAGUGAACCAACAACCCUCAACGUGACAACACAACUGCCACAUAAUAUGACAACUGAACCAGCUCACAAUAUGACAACAGAACCGCCACACAACACGACAACUGAACCGCCACACAACACCACAACAGAACCGCCACACAACACCACAACAGAACCGCCACACAACACCACAACGGAACCCUCGAACAUGACAACCGCUGAACCAGCCAAUAUGACGACGCCCUUGUCGAAUAUGACAACCAUGUCAAUUCCUGUGACGUCGGAAUCAACUAUGACAUCACAUCCCACUCAGAAACCAACUCCCUCACCGAGUAAGAGUAAAUUCAGCGCGGGGUCCUUUGUCGGGGGCAUAGCCCUUGGCAUUGCAAUAGUUAUUAUCGCAGUAGGCGGAAUAUAUUGUUAUAGCAGAAGAAGGAAACGAAGUAAUGAGCUGGGUAGCGAUAUCCAAUACAAAACUAUGUCCGAAUGAUACAUGAUUGUAUUAGCUUGUAGCAUGUUCAUAAAUAUGAGAGAGAGAGAGAGAGAGAGAGAGAGAGAGAGAGCAUCUUCUUAAUUGAGCUUCUGGCAUGUUUGAAAAUACUUGGCCAUGUACUCUUAAAAAGAAGCCUUUUUAUAAUUCAUAUACUAAUAUAGUGUUGAUGCAGGAUAUUGUAAUGCUCAAUUAUUAUGUUAAAUAUGAAACAAACAAAGCCGCAUGUACAUGUACGCAUGCAUCGGUUUUCAUUUUUAAAUUGAUACUUUACUUUCCCCCUUUUGCUUUGAACAUAUUUUGUAUCGUAUGCAUCCUAUCCUAUCUCCAUUAACAAAUAAAAUUGGAAUACAAGUUUUACUCUUUAGGUCUUAACUCACAUUUACUUACAGAACUUUGCAUGCGUGGCCCUCCAUUCAUUUAAUCAAAUCAUUUACAAUGUACUUCAUCAUUUCUGCCUUUCUUAAAUAGAGGUAACCGUUGCAAGUGUAUAUUGUUUCUGUUUUGUUUUGCUAUUAAAUUAAUUUUAACAUACAUACUAUAUAUUUUUUUUUUAAUUUUAUACAUGUUUGAAUAAAUUUUCAUGUUUA